CAAAUAUACGAUAAACAUUUUUGAAAUUCGAAUAGUUAAUGAUUAUAUUCGUUACAGUUGGCACUACUUCAUUUGAUGAGUUAAUUAAAGCAGUUACCUCAAAAGAUGUGAUUAUAUUAUUUAAAAAAUUGGGAUAUAAAUCUAUGAUAAUUCAAUUAGGUAGAGGUGUAUAUUAUCCACAAUCAAAUAUAUUAGAAGGAUUUUUCAUUCAAUGGUAUCAUUACAAAAACAGUAUAGAAUCAGAUAUAAAACAAGCAUCAUUAGUUAUAAGUCAUGCAGGUGCUGGAAGUAUUAUUGAAAUAUUAGAAGCUAAUAAAAACCUAAUUGUGGUCUUAAAUGAAAACUUGAUGGACAAUCAUCAAAGUGAAUUAGCAGAACAAUUGUUUAAUGAAAAGUUUUUAUUCUAUACAACAUGUCACAAUCUUCAUCCCGAUAUUCAAAAAAUGGACUUUGAGAAACUUUUGCCAUACAAGUGUGGAGAUUCCAAUCUAUUUUCUAAUUUUAUUAGCGAAUAUUUUUUUACAUAAUAUAUGAAAUGCAUUUAUCAAAGACAAAGUUAUAGGAUUUUUUUAUGGGAAAAUUGUUUAAAACAUGGUAAAUUAUGUAAUAAUAUUUUGUGUAAUAGUUACACUGUUCAAGUCAUCAGCUGUUUUUAAGAAAAAUUUUCUUCAUUAAUAAAUUAUAUUUUAAUUAACAAAAUUGACACCACUUUAAUUUUUAAUUUAAUCUAGAACAUAUUGAAAUGCAAAAAAAGGAGACACAAAUUUAGAUAGGGCUCAAAUAUCAACCUCACAUAUUGCCAAAAUGUUUAAAAUCAUUUUAUCCUAGGUAAUAAUUUGAAGAGUACUAAUAAUUUUGAGCAGGAAUGUGAGUCUACUUUAUCAACAUACUAUUCCAAAACAAAAUGACUAAUCAUUUAGAUAAUGGGAACUCUCAAAAUUAGUUAAAAUAGCUA
Messenger RNA from Gordionus sp. m RMFG-2023, 955 nucleotides. Its product is annotated as UDP-N-acetylglucosamine transferase subunit ALG13 homolog. Gene Ontology annotation, molecular function: hexosyltransferase activity. Gene Ontology annotation, biological process: dolichol-linked oligosaccharide biosynthetic process. The coding region runs from base 39 to 527 and encodes 162 amino acids. The record is from RefSeq and is a predicted model, not a curated record. The transcript has 2 exons. NCBI's taxonomy places the organism in Eukaryota, Metazoa, Nematomorpha, Gordioida, Chordodea, Parachordodidae.